CGACGCAGUCAUACAGUAAAUCGGUCAAGGCAGCCAAACGCGCCCAAACGCGGCAGGCCUCGGCGGAGGAGGAGCCCGCCGCGGAGCCUCCAUACGACAUCUGAGGUUCUGAGCAGUGAGGCCGCUGGUCCCGCCGCAUCGUGACUGCCGGAGUGUUGGUCGGCGAGGCGGACCGGGGCAAGAGGCGUCGUGCGCGCCAGGUGUUCGGCGAGUUGCCCCAGCCAUGUUGAUGCAGCUCCGCGCGGUGCUGCGGUGCCGUCGGCUGCCGAUCCACUCCGCCGCUGCAACCUUUUUCACCAGCUCAGGAAGCGAGCCCCUGGCGCCUCCUCCUUUACCGGCGGAGUCCGCUGAUGGCUCGGAGCAGGAUGAGGGCUCCCUGGCGCAGCGGCUGGAGCGGGCGGCGUCGGUAUCCACGGCCAUCCGGGGGUGGAUGGCCGCCGGCCGCGCUGUGCACCGGGGCCAUGUCUUCCACGCCAUCAACCGCCUCCGGCGCCGGCGCCUCCACCGCACAGGCCUGCAGGUCAUGGAGUGGGUGAUCAGAGAGCGGCCCUACAAGCUGAGUGAACUUGAUUACUCGUAUCUCCUAGAGUUCACGGCUAAAGUUCAUGGCAUUGCUGAAGCUGAAAGUCUAUUCCUUCGCAUACCUCAAGAAUACCGGAACGAGCUGCUCUACAAUAACCUUGUAAUGGCUUGUUUGGAGUUGGGCUUGAUUAAGCUUUCGUACGGUUACAUGAGGAAGAUGAGGGAACUGUCGCUGCCGAUUUCGCCGUAUGUUUACAACCGCUUGAUCAUCCUCCAUUCCUCUGAGGGGCGUAGGAAGACUAUCUCCAAGAUCCUUGCUCAGAUGAAAGCCAGUAGAGUGACCCCCCACACGUCAACCUACAACAUCUUACUGAAAAUACAGGCCAAUGAGCACAACAUUGAUGGAGUGGCAAGGGUGUUCAGUGAUAUGAAAAGAGCAAAGAUUGAGCCAAAUGAGAUAACCUAUGGCAUUCUGGCAAUUUCACAUGCUGUAGCAAGGCUAUAUACGGUUUCCCAGACAUAUAUAGAAGCCAUCAAGAAUUCUAUGACAGGUACUAACUGGUCUACACAGGAAAUCCUUCUUAUUUUGUAUGGAUACCUUGGAAAGGAAAAGGAGUUAAAGAUGACGUGGAAUCUCAUGCAAGGCCUCCCUCAUAUCCGAUCCAAAAGCUUCACACUAGCAAUUGAAGCAUUCGGAAAGGUUGGCUCUGUUGAGCAGGCAGAAGCAAUAUGGGGAGAGAUUAAAUCAACAAGAAAGCUAAGGCUUACAGAACAGUUCAAUUCCAUGCUAUCAGUUUACUGCAGGCAUGGCCUUGUGGAUAAAGCAUCGGCCGUGUUCAAAGAAAUGAGAGCAAGUGGAUGUCAACCGAAUGCUAUUACGUAUCGCCACUUGGCAUUGGGAUGCUUGAAAGCAGGUCUUAUGAAACAAGCUUUGAACACAAUGGAUAUGGGAAAGAAAGAAGUCGUCACCAGGAAGGUGAGAAGUUCAACACCAUGGUUGGAGACCACACAUUUAUUGCUUGAAAACUUUGCAGAGAUUGGUGACUUGGAAAAUGCCAAGAGAGUUUUUGCAGAACUGAAUGAAUCGAAGUACUGUCGGAAUUCCUUUGUGUAUAAUACCCUUCUAAAAGCUUAUGUUAAGGCAAAAGUUUACGACCCAGAUUUUGUAAGGACAAUGAUUUUGAGGGGCGCAAUGCCCGACGCCGAGACACAUAGCCUUCUGAGACUGAUUGAACAGUACAAGACAUGAUAUUGUGGCUUUGAAGGAUCAGGAUGAAAAGGAAAACUUCAAUGUUUAGUUGAGCCAUUUCUUUAGAGCAUCAAUCAUCCAGUCUCUUUUUAUGGAGCACGUGAUACAUGACCAUCCCAGCAUGUACACACUUCAACUGAUAAAGUGCACCUUUCAUUUGGUAUCCCAAACAGUUUGUCCAAGGUCAAUUAUUGGCUGCAGCACUAGAAAAAAAUAAUUAUCCAGUGCAGCAAGCAUCAAGGCAUCAUCAUCCAAAACCAAAAUUAAACAUGCACCGAAAAUGAAACAUUAUGCCUAUAACCUGUGGCUGGCAAGGAACGGAGUCAAAGAACAUGGAAGACCCCAAAUCCAUAGCUUUGAAAACUGUGGCUGCCGUUGAAGAAUGGCGCAAUCUGCAGAAUCCUACAACGCCUGCUGGGGUACAACAAAAGGACCGACGGCUUCCUCCUGAUGAAAAUUAGACCGAGGUAAAUGUCGAUGGGCAUCUUCGCACCGCAGAUGGUAACGGAAGGGGAUGCGUGGUCAUUGGUGACCAUAAUGGAGCUUUAGUGAGCGGAGCAUGCCAUUUCCCCCACUCUGAUGAUGCUGGUUGAGGAAUUAAAAGCCCUUAUAUUGUGUAAUUCAUGGUUGGGUGUUGCAGCAAGCUAUUUAGUGAACCAACUUGUACUGAUUCGGUUCACGCAACAUAAGCAUUCCUGCUUGGUUAUAAGCUAGAGGAUCGCACGUCUGGAUA
Molecule: messenger RNA, 2504 nt
Organism: Lolium perenne
Lineage: Eukaryota; Viridiplantae; Streptophyta; Magnoliopsida; Poales; Poaceae
Source: RefSeq, a predicted model, not a curated record